AUGAAACAGCUAGACCAAAUAGAGCACACACUGCUAGAAAAUUUAAAAACCCAAGAAAAAACAUUUGUUGAAUACAUCAUUCACCUCAACAACCUAAUUAUGGAGUUCCAUGGAUUCCUUUCCUCACCAGAUCUAACAAAAUUAACUAUGACACUCUCUUUGGUGGAUAUGAAAAUCCAACCAAUACCAGAGACGACAAAACCGGUAACACCAGUAUUUACUGCUGCUAAAUACAGAGAAGAUGACGUUGCAAAAUUACUGGGUAAAAUUAGUAUUCCAGAGAUAAAACCAGAAAGAAGGAAAAUAAAGCCAAUGGAAAUCCCAUCUAGCUUAACACCAGAGAAAUCUAAAAGUAAGCACUUAAAAUCUGACAGAAGGAAAUCUAAUCUGAAACAAACACUGUCUCUUUCUUCCUCUGGCGCUGAGGCGAGGGAGUUCAUAGUACCAGAUGUUGACGAUGCCUUACAUAUGUCACUAGAUCAGUCAGGCACACUUUGGGUCAGUGACAUGGAUGGUAACCUUGUUCAAACAGAUCUACAGGGGAAUCAUUUACAGAAGAUGAAAACCAGGGGUGGAUAUGGUUACCACACUGUGACACAGGACGGGGAACUGAUCUUUACAGACAUGUACAGUAAAGUCAUCAAUAGGAGAACACAGUUUUACAAUAUCACUGAAUUCAUUAAAACAGGAGACUGUAUACCACUCAGAAUAUACUCCUCCCACAUCAAUGGGAACUUACUGGUGGGGAUGGUGAAGGUUGACAAGGCUAACGUGUCCAGGUACAACAAUACAGGAAAAGAAUUACAGAACAUACAGAGGGACAACAAAGGACAGGGACUGUAUAGUUCACCAUACUACUUAACAGAAAACAUCAAUGGAGAUAUCUGUACAUCAGAUUAUGAUUAG
Messenger RNA from Saccostrea echinata, 906 nucleotides. RefSeq lists its product as uncharacterized. The transcript has a single exon. Lineage: Eukaryota; Metazoa; Mollusca; Bivalvia; Ostreida; Ostreidae. The coding region runs from base 1 to 906 and encodes 301 amino acids. The record is from RefSeq and is a predicted model, not a curated record. Gene Ontology annotation, molecular function: protein binding.